CAAGAGUUGAAGUUGGAAUUGGUGUCUCGGCUUCUGUGUAGAAACUGUGCGGCUGUCAGAAGGAGAACAGGUCGCUGAAAGGAAACCCUUGCGGCUCCUGGUGGGCGGGCUGUGUUCAUCGCUCCUAGAGAGACAUUUAAGCGUGAAAGGAUACCGCAGCUAAGACUUCAGUUCUAGCAGUGGGGAGCAACAGAAACUCGGGACGAGUCACAAAGGGACGGAGGAGGCAAAGUUCUCAAGGAACUGGGACUCUGUUGCAAUCAGAGCAGAUGGGCGAGACGGAGGAUGAGCGGACGGCUCAGGCCAGCCAGCUCUUUGAGAACUUUGUCCAGGCGUCCACAUGUAAAGGAACCCUGCAGGCCUUCAGCAUCCUCUGCAGACAGCUGGAGCUGGAUCCUUUGGACUACAGCAACUUCUUCGGCUCCUUGAAGGCAGCAGUCAGCUCCUGGAAAGUCAAGGCCCUGUGGACAAAAUUAGACAAACGGGCACAGCAGAAAGUGUACAACCAGAAUAAAGCCUGCCAAGGAACAAGGUGUCUGAUCAUCGGUGGCGGCCCCUGCGGUCUGCGAACGGCCAUCGAGUUGGCCCUGCUCGGCUGCAAAGUGGUGGUGAUCGAGAAGAGGGACACCUUCUCCAGGAACAACGUGCUCCACCUCUGGCCCUACACCAUCCAUGACCUCAGGGCUCUCGGAGCCAAGAAGUUCUAUGGAAAGUUCUGCGCUGGCGCCAUCGAUCACAUCAGUAUCCGCCAGCUGCAGCUGAUGCUGCUGAAGGUGAGCCUGAUCCUGGGAGUGGAGAUUCAUGUGAAUGUGGAGUUCGUAAAACUUCUGGAGCCUCUGGAGCAGCAAACGGAAGAUGGUCCUGGUUGGCGAGCAGAACUCCGGCCCUCCAAUCAUCCAGUCUCUGACUUUGACUUUGAUGUGGUGAUUGGUGCAGAUGGCCGCAGAAGCACAUUAGAUGGUUUCAGUCGCAAGGAGUUCAGAGGAAAGUUGGCAAUCGCUAUAACAGCCAACUUCGUCAACAGGAACACCACAGCAGAAGCUAAAGUCGAGGAAAUCAGCGGCGUCGCCUUCAUCUUUAACCAGAAAUUUUUUCUGGAACUAAAAGAGGAGACAGGAAUUGAUUUGGAAAACAUUGUUUACUACAAAGACAAAACCCACUACUUUGUGAUGACUGCAAAGAAGCAGAGCCUGCUGGACAAAGGGGUCAUCAUAAAUGACUACAUAGAAACAGAGCGACUGCUGAAUUCUGACAACGUUAACCAGGAAGCGUUGCUGUCGUACGCUCGUGAGGCUGCGGACUUUGGCACCAACUACCAGCUGCCAUCGCUGGACUACGCCAUCAAUCACUAUGGGCAGCCAGACGUAGCUAUGUUUGACUUUACAUGCAUGUACGCAUCAGAAAACGCCGCCCUGAUAAGGGAGAAACAUGGACAUGAGCUACUGGUUGCACUGGUGGGAGACAGUCUUCUCGAGCCCUUCUGGCCGAUGGGCACUGGUUGUGCUAGAGGCUUUCUAGCUGCUUUCGACACUGCUUGGAUGGUGAAGGGCUGGGCGCAGGGAAAGAGCUCCUUAGAAACACUGGCAGAGAGGGAGAGCAUUUACCGUCUGCUGCCUCAGACCACACCGGAAAACAUCAGUAAAAACUUUGAGCAGUAUACAAUUGAUCCUGCUACCCGCUACCCGAACCUGAACUCCAGCUGUGUACGUCCACACCAGGUCCGUCACUUAUUCAUUGAUGGUCAUUCUGGUCUGGUUGAAAAAGGAGGGCUCUCACGAAGACCAGUUAACCUCCCUAGAAAAGAAUCUGAGGUGCGACCUAGUCGACUCCUAACCUGGUGUCAGAAUCAAACUCAGGGAUACAGGGGAGUGGAUGUCACCAACCUCACAUCAUCCUGGAGGAACGGUCUGGCCUUGUGCGCCCUCGUUCACCGGCAGAGGCCUGAACUCAUUGACUUUGACUCCCUGAACGAGGAGGAUGUGGCGAGGAACAACCAGCUGGCGUUUGACGUGGCUGAGCGCGAGUUCGGCAUCCAGCCAGUGACUACAGGAAAGGAGAUGGCUGCCAGAGCUGAACCAGACAAGCUGCUGAUGGUCCUCUACCUCUCCAAAUUCUUUGAGGCCUUCAGGAAGUCAUCGCUGAACAACAAUGUCCCCAAGGAGCCAGAUGAAAAUGGUGAAGAAUAUCCACCUAAAUCCAACCACAAAGUGCUGAACUUGCCUCUACCCAGGAAGAGGAUACCCAGGGAUGAGAAGAAAGCAGAGGAUGAUUCUGUCAACAAACGCAGACGGAAAGGAAGCGGCUACCUCACAGAGUUGUCCUGCCAUAGUGCUCCACCUGCUGGUGAAGAUGGAGAACUGCGGGAGAACAAGGUCCGCUCCAUGGCAACUCAGCUGCUGGCCAAGUUUGAGGAGAACUCCUCAACAGCAAAGGUGCACACCAAGUCCAAGGACCCAUCUAGCCCUCCCUUUUCUCCUCCUUUGUCUCCUUCCACCACCUUUCCAUCUUCAGAUGAGGAGGAGGAGGAGGAAGAAAACCCCCGUUUUGCUAAACCCAAAUAUAUCCAACCUCUUUCUCCUCUUCCCCCAUCUCGUCCCAAAUGGCAGCCUUCAAUCUACCUUCGGUUGCUGGAGAAUCCCAGUUCUGUUUCUCAGCAGACCAGUUUCCUCUCUUCUAAUUCAUAUUUUGAUCAGAGCAGCCAAAGUCGUUCUCCAUCGCCCUCACACUUUCAGGUCCCUGUAAGUGUUCCUGGUUCUGAACUUUGUCACACAGAACACACCCCAAACACAGAAGUCUCCCCAAACCAUCCUACCUGUGUGUCUGAUCUGUCCGCUUCGGACUCUGAUCCGUCAUAUGAUGCAUCUGAGCAGAAGACUAAAAAUCAGAGGUUGUCGACUAGAGAAUUUACACGCAGGAGUAUAAAAGAGAGAGCUGUCCUCCUGUCUACCAUGUUUCAUGGGUCCAACAAACUACCUGCUCCUCUAUCUGUUUCACAGGUGGAGUCAUCUACCUCCUCCUCUCCUUCCACACCAUCUCCUCCUCCUCUGUCUCUAUCUAAAAGCUCCACCAUGUUCCCUGUGGUCCACCCUGUUCCCGAUCCCGUCUCUCAGACCUGUUUCUCUUCUGAACCUAAAGUGACCUCUUCUCUUCUGUCCUGCUCUGAAUCUGAAACUACUGAGCAAAACUCUUCUUCUCAUCCUGAUACAUUCACAUCCAGCAACAAAACAUGUUCUUCUGUCUCUUCGUCUUGCAUUGGUAAAACUCAGAAUGUCUUCACUAAUCUCGAAGGGAGAAAAAAUGUGGAAAAUGAGCAACAGAGGGUUUGUGGAUCUAGUUUAAAACUAGCUGAGAAGGAUCCCACUAAGUGCACUGCAGCCAGUGAUGGUGAACGCACCAGAAGAAGUAAUCCAAAAUCAAUUGUUCGCUCUGAGAGCUGUCCCUCUGGAGCUCCUAGUUACAAUAAAGAGCGAGUAGUUGGAAAGGUAUCAUCAACAAUAGAUGCUAAAGCUCAGAAACUGGCCGUCCUUUAUGAGACAGACCACAGGCCCAAUGCCCCACCGUGUGUGGUGCGUAAAGAUUUCCCUCCUGGACUCGGUGGCAGCGACAUCUGCCACUUCUGCUCCAAACGGGUAUACGUGAUGGAGAGGCUCAGCGCUGAAGGCUACUUCUUCCAUCGCGAGUGCUUCCGCUGUGACGUCUGUAACUGCACCCUCCGUCUGGGUGGACACACAUUUGAUUCACAGGAGAGAAAGUUUUAUUGCAAGAUUCACUAUUCCCAGCGUCAAUACAACACCAGCUGGGGCAGGUUCAGAAGAACAACGGAAAACCUAAGCCACCUGAAACCCUCGUCUAUGGACAGCGGGAUCUGUUCAGCCACAGGCGCCGUCCAACCCACAGGUGAGGCAACCAGCAUGCAGUCAGAUCAGCUGAAAAAAGAUGUAAAACAACUUCCUGAGGGUACAGAAAUGGGUGUUGAUGCUCUGGAGGCUUCCUGCAUGGUCGGCCCUAAAAAGGGAGAAGGUGCCGCAGCCAGAAACCAGGAUGGCCUUAAAGGUCACUCUAACACAAAACAUAAUAAUCGAUGGAAACGAAAGAUUCGAGCAACAUUCCCUCUGAUCUUCAUCAAGCACUUCCGCUCAAGACCAGAAACUGUUCCUGAAGUUGAUUCUGACUUUGAAGAAAUCACCUCAACUGAGACACGCAGUAAGCCAAAACCAAAACCAAAAGCACAGACUCUCUCUGAGGAAAGUAAGAAGAGUGAUGAGCCACUGGCUGCAAUAAAAUCAGGUUCCAGCACAUCGGCUCCUAGGAGGCGGCUGGUACUAUCCCAGCCUGAAAAAGAGAGGCUUCUGAAUUGGGAAGAGGGUCUGAAUCCAGAAGAAACUCCCAUUAACAGCAACACAACAAACACUUCCCAGCAUGAAGAUCAGGUACAAGCAGAAGCAGAUAAGCCUCCGUCAAACUGGAGCCAGAUCGGAACAGCAAGUCGGUGCCAGACGCCAGCAUCUUCUUCCUCUGCUAUCCAGGUCAUAGCUAAUGCCUUCAGGAGGACCUUUAGUGGGAGCAGUGAACCCAGCAACUCCAAGGCUGCUGUUAUAAUGAGACCCAAACGUAACAUUCCACGUAAACAAAGGCCCAUGUCUGAAGGAGCAUCUAAUUUCUGCUCACUAUUCAGCCGUGAAGACUCAGGGUCAUUGACAGCGGAGAGGAGAACAAGCAUGUGUGGUGUCCAAUGGGCUUCUGUGGGGACGGAUCCGUGGGGGGAGGGGCGAGACUUGCCGUCCUUAUUACAGCAGGUGUCCCUAAAAAGUCGAAGAGACUCUGAAGGGGUGCCGGACGAACUUUGUUCGCUGCCCCGUAAAAGGGUAGAUUUGUUUUCAUCUCUUAGGCUCAGGAAGAGGGGCCUAUCGGAGAGUGAAGGGAAGGAGCAGGAAGCUCAAAAGGAAAUUAGGACAUUUCUCUCCAACCUGAAAAACAAAGCCUCUAGUGAACAGAGUUUGGAAGAACUGUCCUCAAGUGGUGAUGAAAGUGAAAACCUGACGUCCACCAAGAAGCUGUCCUCAGACAGAUUAAAGAAAAAGCAAGAAAAGACUGCGGCCCAGCAGGCUAAACAAGAACAACUGAAGAGGCUUCACCGAGCUCAGAUAAUCCAGAGACAGCUGGAGGAGGUGGAAGAGAAACAGCGCGAGCUGGAGGAAAAAGGAGUGAGAAUAGAGAAGAUCAUCAGAGGAGAAGAUUCCCAUCAGACUGACGACCGUGACGAAGCCCAGCUCUAUCAGGCCUGGUUUGAGCUCGUUCUGGAAAAGAAUCGAUUGGCGCGCUACGAGUCGGAACUCAUGAUUUUUGCCCAGGGUCUCGCGCUGGAAGACACACAAAGCCGGCUGCAACAAGAUCUAAGACGCCGAAUGUCAGUUGAAGAUACAAAUAAAAGCGCCUCCGAGCUGCAAAAGGAGAUGGAGAUCCUGGCUGAAAUCAUGAGGACGGUAGAGAAACGGGAUAUGCUAGUCUCCAUUUUGGAGGAGCAGAGAUUGAAGGAGAGGGCAGAGGACAAGGACCUGGAAAGCCUGGUUCUGUCCAGGGGCUACGAGUUUCACUGGGCUCAAGGGAGCGACACCUGGGGGCAGGAGAAGCUUGAAUGAUUACUGGUCGUUGAUGAUGUUGAGCCAACCGUGUGAAUUUCUAGUCUGCAUCUACCCUAUUUUUCCGGUUUAAAUCUGAAUGUGGCGUAGAUGCACAUAUUUGGACAGCUGAGGACUUUUUUUCAGCAUGAGAAAGCUUAAUUUCAUUUGGUUUUGUUGCUGUGUUUAAUUUUGAGACUAAUAAGGAAUAACAUUCAGCUAAAAACAUCUUUGCCAACGAGGUUGUUUUACAUUUAUCUAUAAGUAGAUAUAGAAUAAACUUCUAAUAAUAUGGCUGCCUGGAUGACUGCUUUAGGCUGCUUCCAGCCUUAAUGUUGGCCUUGGUGUAAAAGGCCAACUAUGAAUGCAUAACUUCAGUGGAGACCACAAGACUUGAUACUUUACUGAGAUUUUUAUACUUUGCACUGUGUAAAUAGUUUAAAAUGAAUAUACUGAUUUCAGAAAUACCUUGUGUACUAAUUACUUUUGGUCACUUUGUGUGCUGCUGUGCAUCUGACUGUAAUCUCUUGUGAAAACAUGAUCCUGUUAUUUUCUUUUGUGCUUGAGCAUUGUAAAAAAACAACAACAACAACAACAACAACAACAACAAAAAAACAGAAUAGUAUUUGCACCCUGACAAUGUCACAAGAGGUAUGGCUUCUCCCUAAACCUCUGAGGUAAAGUUUCAGAGUGUGAAACCGAUACACUACUGGAUGAAACUGUCCUGCCAUCCUCUAAAUCAAAGUCCACCAGCCAACUUUGCAGAAGGAGUUCAUGUGUCUUAAAUUUAGAUAUUCACCGUUUCCCCUUCUCCAUCAGCAGUGAGAUUUGCUGUUUUGUUCUACAGCUACUACUUUUUUGUUUGCCAAUGGCUUCAUCACACUCUUACAGCUUCCAGUAUACAUAUAGGAAUAUGAGUGAUAUGUUUACACUUUUAAUCCUGGAACAAGUCAUGACACUGGUAUUAUUUCAUGUUUUUUUCAAAAGAUAUUUGUCAUGUGCUGUGAAUUAAAUAAUUAAUCUUUAUUUCGGGUCUAAUUAGAGUUGUGUGUCAGGGUUCUUUGUUUUGUUUUGAGUGGGUCAAAUGGGUGACAAUUCUUCAAUAAAAACACAGUUUGAAUACUGUUGAAAUUA
Gambusia affinis (western mosquitofish) is the source of this 6752-nucleotide messenger RNA. It is a transcript of the gene mical2b, whose product is annotated as microtubule associated monooxygenase, calponin and LIM domain containing 2b. Gene Ontology annotation, molecular function: FAD binding; protein binding. The transcript has 37 exons. NCBI's taxonomy places the organism in Eukaryota, Metazoa, Chordata, Actinopteri, Cyprinodontiformes, Poeciliidae. Bases 270 to 5639 code for a protein of 1789 amino acids. The record is from RefSeq and is a predicted model, not a curated record.